Molecule: messenger RNA, 3733 nt
Organism: Varroa destructor (honeybee mite)
Lineage: Eukaryota; Metazoa; Arthropoda; Arachnida; Mesostigmata; Varroidae
Source: RefSeq, a predicted model, not a curated record
AAAUGCUUCUAUUAUAUGGUGGAAUCAAACAAUCAUAACGACCAACCUUUAAACUUGGUUUAUUUACUGCACUGAGAUUAACAAAUCAGGCCGUUUAUCUCUCUCUCUCUCUCUCUCUCUCGCUUGCUCUCGCCCUCUCUGCUGGAAUAAAAUUUGUGCUCGGAUCGUUAAGAUGUAACCCUGUUAAGGUGAGCUUCCUUAAAAUAUUCUUGAAUAAAUAAAAUUUCGGACGUUGAUAUCACUUCGCACAUACAAGUAUCUAGGUACACAGAACUAUAUAAUACACUAAUUGAAUACGCAAACAUAACAGACAGCCUACGAAGCGACAGAAUUCACCGCUUUGUACACUUCCCGCUAGCGAUCCUUUGCCAUGUGCAACGUGUGUACACCUACAGCACGUGACUGCAUAACACGUUCACGUUGUUCACUAUUUCUUUGGCUCCGUACGACCUGCGUAAUGUUUUCAUCAACAUGUGUUUACCGUUAUUAAUCGCUGCGACGUUGUAUUCCGUUUUACUAUGGAAACGAUUACAUCACUAAAAUUUUCAAAGGAUUUUUCUGGUAGCAGACGGACAAGACCGUAACAGUGACGGUACGCUGGGUUUUCUGGCUGGUGCUUAUGAUAAGAUCUGCCCGUGCCGGUAACGACGAUUAGUUGUCAGGUUCAUGCCUUUCGAGACGAAAGCCUAGUUCCUUCACCUGUCUUAUUAUCUAUUACCACUAUCAGCGUAAUUUCACCGUGUUGUACGAAAAUGGCUCGUAAGAAACGGACCAGCAAGCUACCCCAGAGUGUGAUCAACAGUUCUCCUUACCUUUCGCCGGCACUAUUGUCUGCGAAAUCUUCAGAUCAGCUGCUGCAGUUCAUACAGAUGCAGCAGUACCGAGAAUUGACGGCUAUCGAAGGGAUGUCGUCGCCAACCCCGACCUCUCACUAUCUGCAAUACAGCUGCCGACACCGAGGUACCCCGACCUCAGCCCAUUGCCGUGAUUCAGUCCUAACUGGAGGAUACCUCGGGGGCUAUCAAAAACGAAGCGUUUACCAUUCGGAACGAAGUUCACGAUUACACUACAGUGAGGGAGGAUAUAUUCCUUCAAUCGACUGCGCAGCUGACCAACUGGGUCAACGAUCUGGAAUAAUUUCUCCGAGGAAUAGUUGUUUUUUGCCGAACACUUCGACAAUGGACACGUCGCAAAUGCUCAUGCCAUUAUCAGCUAACGAUAUGGAGCUGGCUACAGCUGUUGCCUCUUGUACGGGCAUGGUACCAUUUCCAUGUUCGGUAGGGCAAAUGCCUUCGACAGUGGUUGGAAGUUUGGCACCGUUAUCGGCAACAGCAGCAUCACCGGGAGUGACCGCGCUAAAUCCGGCCCCAGCUCCUCUGAUACCGCCCCCGGCCCCGUUGCUCUCACCACCCCAGAUCUCGGAGCUCCCCUCAGCUUCAUCAUUGAUACCAUCGCUCGUACAGCCGCUCCCGACUCAGUCAGCGGGUUCACCGCCACCGAUACUUCAUUCAUCGAUGACGUCACUUGCUUCGAACUUUUCUCCUUGGACAUGCGACGAGGGUCAUGAACUUUGCCCACAGUUUGGACUUCAUCAAUGCAGCUGUAGUCCAACGGCUCUAGCUAGUGAAGUAAUACACGACAUGCCCCGGCCAGUGCCUCAACCGUGCUUUGGCUCCGGAGACGAAAUCCUGGCGAUCUCUGGCAGUUUUCCGUGUAUCCAUUUCCGCUUUGCCAACUUGCAGCCAUGGCUCUACUAUUCAAUUUGCGUGGAGUUCGCCGCGUCAGCUCCUGCUGAAAAUCGCAACAGUCAGAGGGACUCACUUAUACUACAGUCUAAUACGUCAGUGCGGUUUCUGCCGCCUGGAAACCAUAUGCCAGGCCAUCUUUGGAUGAACCGUCGCUGGAGUCUUCAAUUGGAGCAGAUUGUUAUGCGUAUUCCACAUUUACCCUUCGGCGAAUUCACGCCAGUAGUCCGCCUCUUCGCUACUAGAGGUCAGCUGUGCCAGGGGCUGUCACUGGAAGGCCAUCCAAGCGACAUGAUCGAGGCCUCACAAAAUUGGUACCUUAGCGGACACUCGUUCCUUCUCUGUCCAUGGGGGAUCGAUCAACGUGUGCUUAUCAGUACGGUGGCGAUCACAAGUAAUCACGUCAAAGUAGACGAUAUCGUUGAAAGAUCUUCCCCGCUUGGCAGAACUCUCUCCGAUAUCUCGGACCCAUUGUCGCUGUCGGACUCACAAUCGCCUCCGCCGUGUCCGCGCGAGCCCUGGUUAGACGUUGGACCCCUGAGCUGUUCAUCCCCGGACAGCGUGUGGGGCCCACCGAAAGCUGACGGCGGUUGUUCUUCAGACGAUCCUAUCCUUCACCGGAUGUUCAACAACCUCUUCCCUGAGGGCUACUUUGAUGAGUCAGCCUGCGUUGCAACCCUCACUUUGUAAUUUCCCAAAAUAAUGGGGAAUAAUUCCUGUUCACGUUACUGUAGACCUCGUCUCACGUGUCGAGACCCUUUAGAACAAAAAAGCAAUAAAAGAAAACGAAGAAUAGUCAGACAACAUAUUCAAUCAGCUUAUUAUAAGAUUGAGGAGUUCACUAUACGUUUACUGAUUUAUGAUGAUGAUGAUGAUGAUGAUGAUAAAAACAGCAAAAAGCAACAAAAAGCGUGGAUUAUGCACGAAAACGAUGAUGCAUUGACGGCUGUUGGACUGUUGACUAUCUUCAAUUCCACCUCUAUUUCUAGAACAGAAAUACGUACGUAACAUUAGCGGCCAGCAAGAAAAAAAAGUUGUACGCACAUCAGAACCUAAACGAGAGAAACACAUAAUAACUUUAGUAUGGAUCGACGUGUUACCAAAUUUAUUUACCGGAUGUACACCCUCACAUUUGAUAUGUUUGAGACACUCUUACUUAGUUUAGCCUAGACGUUCUAGAAAUUAACGCGCGUAUAUUUCAUUUGGUGUAUUCGAAAAUAGGUAUUUGUUAUUCUAUGCAACCCAUGGAAAGACGCUUCCCGAAAGCUCGACCACUCAUCACGACUGCGUUUGUUGUGAUGACUGAAGAUUCCCGAUGAUUAGUUGUAGUGUAGUGUCGUUACGAUGGACGCUGCACUGGAGUUAGUUCUAGGGUAUGUAACAUGUGUUAUUUUAUAGCCAGUGAGCGUGUUCAUAGGGAGCACUAGUUACUGAUGGGGACGCUAGGGCGUCUGGACUACGAGGAAGUGCAUUCGACAAUAGACAUUGAACGAUGCUGAUGGUUGGCUCGAUCAGCAGAUACGAACACAUAGAAACCAAAUAGAGUAAGUAGACCGACGUGGAGAGGCGAAAUUCGGGCGGAAACAUUGCUGAAUUGUUUUAGGAACAAAGUUUAUUGUUGAGUGCGACGCGAUGUUUGUUUCAGUGGUCAGUGUCAAUUAUCUAUCUUGCUUUACGAUUUAUUUUUUCACCUUCGAAUUUAUACAUGUAGCUAGCUAUUUUUGUUAUUGUUAUUAUGAUUAUAAGCGAUUUAACCUUUGGGUUUCGACAUUGUACGUUUCUAUUUAGCGUGCAACGAGCUAUGCCAAAGAUAUGGCACCAAUAUAGUAGGUCAUGUGUGAUUGACGUUAUCUAGCUCAGUCUCACCGGAUACGUUCGGUGUUGAUGUGAUAUUUCCGCUAUUACUUGCCGUUGUUAUCGCUGCUCCAGGAUAAUGUCGAUUCUAGUGGCGCUUGCAAUUUUGUUAAUUUGGAGCGUGUUUAAAUAAA